GGCCUGAUCAAUACAAACUAAGGGAGGAAGCUUCAUUUCGUCAUCAGCCUAGGAAAGACCAAAACAGUAAGGAGAAAUAUGAAGUUAAGAAAUAGGAUCUUGGACUGACAGCGGUACGAAAAGUGUAGUGCUUUUGCGAUGCUGUUUUCCAGACCCAGAGGCCUGAGAACCUGGCGCCCGGUGCUGCUCUCAGUUUUCCUCCUGGCGGUCUGGCAGGCAGGGAGCGGCCAGCUGCACUACUCCAUCCCGGAGGAAGCCAAGCACGGCACCUUCGUGGGCCGCAUCGCGCAGGACCUGGGGCUGGAGCUGGCCGAGCUGGUGCCCCGUCUGUUCAGGGUGGUGCCCAAGGGCCGCGGGGACCUUCUGGAGGUAAAUCUGCAGAAUGGCAUUUUGUUUGUGAAUUCUCGGAUCGACCGGGAGGCGCUGUGCGGGCGGAGCGCGGAGUGUAGCAUCCACCUGGAGGUGAUCGUGGACAGGCCGCUGCAGGUUUUCCACGUGGAGGUGGAGGUGAGGGACAUUAACGAUAAUCCACCGGUCUUCAAAGGCAGAGAACAGCAGGUAUUUAUUCCUGAAAAUAGACAAUUAGAUUCGCGUUUUCCAAUAGAGGGAGCUGUGGACGCAGACAUUGGUUCGAAUGCUCUCCUAACUUACACUCUGAGCCCCAGUGAUUACUUUUCUUUGAAAGUAGAGGCAAGUGACGAACUCAGUAAAUCUCUUUUACUUGAAUUGAGAAAAUCUUUAGAUAGAGAAGAAACACCAGAACUCCAUUUGUUAUUGACAGCCACUGACGGAGGCAAACCAGAGCUGGAGGGCACAGUUCAGCUUCUGAUUACUGUGCUCGAUGUUAAUGAUAACCCCCCAAUGUUUGACCAGGCCAUCUACAGAGCUCACCUAGUAGAGACGACAGCAAAUGGAACUUUAGUGACUACGUUAAAUGCCUCUGACACUGAUGAAGGUGUAAAUGGUGAAGUCGUCUUUUCCUUUGGCAGUGAGGUUUCUCUUAACAUUCAAGAAAAAUUCAAAAUAGAUUCUGUGUUAGGAGAAAUUAGAGUAAUUGGUGACCUGGAUUAUGAAGAAACAAAAUCCUAUGAAAUCCAAGUAAAGGCGGUUGAUAAAGGGACUCCUCCGAUGUCAAAUCACUGCAAGGUUUUGGUGAAAGUGCUGGAUAUAAAUGAUAAUGCUCCGGAACUGGCGAUCACUUCGCUGUCUUUGCCCAUCAGAGAGGACGCUCCACUUAGCACCAUCAUCGCCCUCAUCUCGGUGUCGGAUAUCGACUCAGGUGUCAACGGACAGGUGGCCUGCUCCCUGACGCCCCACGUCCCCUUCAAGCUGGUGUCCGCCUUCAAGAAUUACUAUUCGCUAGUGCUGGACAGCGCCCUGGACCGCGAGACCAAAGCUGACUAUAAGGUGGUGGUGACUGCGAGGGACGGAGGCUCGCCUUCGCUGUGGGCCUCGGCCAGCGUGUCCGUGGAGGUGGCUGACGUGAACGACAACGCGCCUGCGUUCGCGCAGCCCGAAUACACGGUGUUCGUGAAGGAGAACAACCCGCCGGGCGCCCACAUCUUCACGGUGUCGGCGGUGGACGCGGACGCGCAGGAGAACGCGCUGGUGUCCUACUCGCUGGUGGAGCGGCGGGUGGGCGAGCGCGCGCUGUCGAGCUACGUGUCUGUGCACGCGGAGAGCGGCAAGGUGUAUGCGCUGCAGCCUCUGGACCAUGAGGAGCUGGAGCUGCUGCAGUUCCAGGUGAGCGCGCGGGAUGCUGGUGUGCCUGCCCUGGGCAGCAAUGUGACUCUGCAGGUGUUCGUGCUGGAUGAGAACGACAACGCGCCCACACUGCUGGGGCCUCUCGAGGACACCUCGGCGAGCGAGAUGGUGUCCAGGACAGUGGGUGCCGGCCACAUGGUGGCGAAAGUGCGUGCGGUAGACGCAGACUCUGGCUACAAUGCAUGGUUAUCAUAUGAGCUGCAACGUGCAGCAGGUGGCACACGCAUCCCGUUCCGCGUGGGACUGUACACAGGCGAGAUCCGCACGACACAUGCCCUAGACGAUGUGGAUGCACCUCGACUGCGCCUGUUAGUGCUGGUGAAGGACCACGGAGAGCCAGUGCUGACCGCCACCGCCACCGUGCUUGUGUCUCUGGUGGAGAACGGCCAGAUUCCAAAAGCCUCUUCUCCCGCGUUAAAGGCUGCAGUGGGCCCUGAGGCGUCGCUGGUGGAUGUCAAUGUGUACCUGAUCAUCGCCAUCUGCGUGGUGUCCAGCCUGCUGUUGCUCACGCUGCUGCUCCACACCGCGCUGCGCUGCUCCAUUGCGCCCACCGAGGGCGCAUGCGCGCCUGGGAAGCGGGUGCUGGUGUGCUCCAGUGCAGUGGGGAGCUGGUCCAACUCCCAGCAGAGGCGGCAGAGGUGUACUCUGAGGAGGGCCCGCCCAAGACCGACCUCAUGGCCUUCAGCCCAGGCCUAUCUCCAGGUUUGAACACAUUAGAAAGAAAUGAACAUUCAGAAAUUAAUUCGGAUCUAUCU
This is a messenger RNA of Nannospalax galili (Upper Galilee mountains blind mole rat), 2519 nucleotides long. RefSeq names its product protocadherin alpha-1-like. The record is from RefSeq and is a predicted model, not a curated record. Gene Ontology annotation, biological process: homophilic cell-cell adhesion. NCBI's taxonomy places the organism in Eukaryota, Metazoa, Chordata, Mammalia, Rodentia, Spalacidae. Gene Ontology annotation, molecular function: calcium ion binding. Gene Ontology annotation, cellular component: plasma membrane.